Messenger RNA from Protopterus annectens (West African lungfish), 1217 nucleotides. It is a transcript of the gene TENT5D, whose product is annotated as terminal nucleotidyltransferase 5D. Bases 9 to 1199 code for a protein of 396 amino acids. Gene Ontology annotation, biological process: mRNA stabilization. Gene Ontology annotation, molecular function: RNA binding; poly(A) RNA polymerase activity. Lineage: Eukaryota; Metazoa; Chordata; Ceratodontiformes; Protopteridae. The transcript has a single exon. The record is from RefSeq and is a predicted model, not a curated record.
UGUAUUUCAUGAUGAGUGAAAGUGCAGAUCACAGAUUCAACAAUCUUACAUGGGAGCAAGUACAGACUCUUGACCAAGUCCUGAGUGAGGUAGUACCUAUUCAUGGAAGAGGAAACUUUCCAACACUUGAAGUUAAGCCAAAAGAUAUCAUUCAUGUUGUAAAAGAUUGUCUCCUUGACAAGGACAUUUCUGUUCGUGACAUUCGUCUCAAUGGAUCAACAGCAAGUCACAUCCUUCUAACACAAAGUGGAACUAGUUAUAAAGAUCUGGAUAUAAUAUUUGGAGUAGAGCUCCCAGGAGAACAAGAGUUCCAGACAGUUAAAGAAGUGGUUCUUGAAUGUCUUCUGGACUUUUUACCUAAAUGUGUCAACAAAGAAAAAAUUACAGCUCAAACUAUGAAAGAUGCAUAUGUUCAAAAAAUGGUGAAAGUUUCUAACGAACAUGAUCGCUGGAGCCUCAUCUCAUUAUCUAACAACAGCGGAAAAAAUGUAGAACUCAAAUUUGUUGAUUCAUUAAGACGACAAUUUGAGUUUAGUGUUGAUUCUUUCCAAAUAAUUUUGGAUUCUGUGCUACAUUUUUACAGUGGGUAUGAUGAUAAAUCAGAAACAAUGCUAACCAAGGAAUCAUAUCCUACAAUUGUUGCAGAAAGUAUGUAUGGGAAUUUUGAAGAGGCAAUGGACCAUCUGAAGUACAAACUAAUUGCAACUAGAAACCCAGAAGAAAUUAGAGGCGGUGGUCUUCUUAAAUACAGUAAUCUUCUGGUUCGAGAUUUUAAACCAGCUAGUGAAGUUGAAAUAAAGUCCUUGGAACGCUACAUGUGCUCAAGGUUCUUCAUCGAUUUUCCAGAUGUGACAGAACAGCAAAGAAAGAUUGAAUCCUACUUGCGAAAUCACUUCAUUGGUGAGGAGAAAAGCAAGUAUGACUAUCUGAUGACACUGCGUGGAGUUAUAAAUGAGAGUACGGUUUGCCUAAUGGGACAUGAGCGAAGGCAAACUCUGAAUAUGAUAACAGUUCAAGCCUUGAAAGUACUCGGGGAACAAAAUAUCAUUCCUAAUGCAGCCAAUGUCACCUGCUACUACCAGCCUGCUCCAUACAUCAGUGACAGGAACUUCAGCAAUUAUUACAUUGCUAGUGGACAACCGCAGUUUAUCUAUCAACCUUACCCACUUCAUAUUCACUUGCAAACUGGUCUUGUAUAGCUUAUCAUAAACAGAAAA